This is a messenger RNA of Solea solea (common sole), 6151 nucleotides long. It is a transcript of the gene iqgap1, whose product is annotated as IQ motif containing GTPase activating protein 1. The record is from RefSeq and is a predicted model, not a curated record. Gene Ontology annotation, biological process: regulation of GTPase activity; regulation of actin cytoskeleton organization. The transcript is spliced from 37 exons. Gene Ontology annotation, cellular component: nucleus; cytoplasm. The coding region runs from base 204 to 5165 and encodes 1653 amino acids. Gene Ontology annotation, molecular function: calmodulin binding; GTPase activator activity; actin filament binding. NCBI's taxonomy places the organism in Eukaryota, Metazoa, Chordata, Actinopteri, Pleuronectiformes, Soleidae.
UGAGGUUUGAAGAAAAAAAAAAAGUCUCAACUCAAACUGUGCAGAGGAGGAACAGGAGGCUGAGAGUCCUGCUCGGGUUUCUGUCGGUUUCCAGCGGGGCGGGUUUUUGUUUCAGCUCCGGGAAGUUUGGGACGCGGACCGUGCGCUUCUGCGUGUAGAAGUUUGUCAGUGAAGCGGACCGCGGAGCGCAGAGAGAGGCGAGCAUGUCAACUUCAGACGAGGCGGACGGACUGCGGCCGAGAUAUGGCUCGGUUCUGGAUGGCGUGGAGCGGCUCACAGCUGAGGAGAUGGAUGAGCGGCGGCAGCAGAACAUGGCCUACGAGUACCUGUGUCACCUGGAGGAGGCAAAAAGAUGGAUGGAGGCGUGUCUGGACGAGGAGUUGCCUCCUACCACGGAGUUAGAGGAGGGACUGAGGAACGGUGUCUAUCUGGCCAAACUGGGCAACUUCUUCGCACCAAAGACCGUCUCCCUCAAGAAGAUCUACGACCGCGAGCAAACGCGUUACAAGGCAACAGGUCUCCAUUUCAGACACACAGAUAAUGUCAUCCAGUGGCUCAACGCCAUGGCAGAGAAGGGCCUGCCAAAGAUAUUCUACCCUGAAACCACAGACAUAUAUGACAGAAAGAACAUGCCACGCUGCAUCUACUGCAUACAUGCACUCAGCCUGUACCUGUUUAAGCUGGGCCUGGCUCCACAGAUCCAGGAUCUGUAUGGAAAAGUCGAUUUCACUGAGGAGGAGAUCAACAACAUGAAGAGUGAGCUGGAAAAGUAUGGAAUCCAGAUGCCCGCCUUCAGCAAGAUUGGCGGGAUCCUUGCAAAUGAGCUCUCGGUGGAUGAAGCUGCAUUACAUGCUGCUGUGAUCGCCAUCAACGACGCCAUCGACCACGGCAUUCCAGAGGGAACACUGGCUGCCAUGCACAACCCAAAUGCCAUGCUGGUCAACCUAGAUCCUGACUCUGCCCGCCUGUAUCAUGACACUCUGUAUCAGGCCAAAGGGGAGAAGGUGGCCAGCUCACGUAAACGGCAAAUGGAGAAUACUGAAGCCGAGAGAGACAUCUAUGACGAGCUUCUAACCCAGGCAGAAAUCCAGGGCAACGUCAACAAGGUCAAUGUGAGUAAUGCCUUGAGGGCAGCUGAAGAGGCUUUGCUGAGUGGCAAUGAGGAUAAAUUGUAUGAGGCCCUCAAAGCCAUGGGAGUUCAGAACCUGCAGCCCGGGAACAAAGGCUGGUACCUCAAACAGCUACAGGCUGACCGAGAGAAUAAAGAGCAGGCGUCUCCAGGAGAGGCUCUGACAAAGGAUGAGUUGCAGAGUGGUGUGGAUGUGGCCAAUGAGAUUGCAGAAGGCUACCUGAAGAUGUUUAAGGCAGUGGAACGCAUCAACGCCGCCAUCAGAGCAGGUGUGCCAGACAGAACAGUGGAGGAGUUAAUGAACCCUGACGCUCAGCUACCUGAGGUCUACCCCAACGCGGCGGACCUUUACCAGAGAGAGCUAGUCAGCCUACAGCAGCAGAGUGCCGAGGGCUCGCUGUCUCACCCUGAGCUGCUUGUUGCUGUGGAGAUGCUGUCAGCGGUGGUGCUGAUGAACGAGGCAUUGGAUGUCGGGGACCGAGCUGCCCUCUGGAAACAGCUGUCCAGCUCUGUCGCCGGACUCAGUAAUGUUGAGGAUGAGUAUGCACAGAGGUAUAUGGAUGAGCUGAUGCGUCUCAAGGCAGCCGCCAGGGAGCAAGGCAGUGAAUAUCUGACCUGGAACGACAUCCAGGCCUGCAUCGAUCAGGUCAACCUGGCUGUGCAGGAAGAGCAUGAACGCAUCGCUGCCAUUGGGCUGAUCAAUGAGGCCUUGGAUGAAGGGGAUCCAAUGAAGACCCUGGCCAUGCUGCAGAAUCCCUCGGCUAAGCUCACCGAUGUGGACCCAUCUGUGGCUCAGCACUACCAUGAUAAGCUGCUGGAGGCCCGCAGAGAGAAGGCCCAUGAGACCCAGGAUCCCUCUGCUGUGCUGUGGCUGGAUGAGAUUCAGGAUGCUAUUCUGAAGGCUAAUCAGGACACACAGGAAGCCAUACAGUUUGCGCAGUCCAUCCAGACAAUUAAUGAGGCAGUGGACACUGGCGACACGGCUCAGACCCUGGCGGCUCUGCGUAACCCUGGGGCAGGACUGUACGGUGUCACAGCAGAGUGUGCACAGACCUACCAGGAUGACCUGGCCAGGAUCAAAGAUGAGAAAAAGAAUGAAGGUGACAAUGGCAGUGACUGGGUGAAGCACUGGGUGAAGGGAGGACACAACUACUACUACAACCUGAAUACCAAAGAGGGCACCUGGGUGGAACCAGAAGACUUCCUGCAGAACAACAUGCAGCUCAACAAGGAGGACAUUCAGUCUGUGGUUUCUGGAGUAACCACAGCCUACAACAGAGAGCAGCUGUGGCUGGCCAAUGAGACUCUAAUAACAAAGCUGCAAGCUCGUUGUCGCGGCUACUUGGUUAGGAAAUCCCUAAAGGAGCGAAUGGACUUCCUGAAGUCUCAAGAACCAGCUGUUACAUGCAUACAGGCCCACUGGAAAGGCUACAAACAGAAGAAGAAGUUCAAAGACCGCAAACAUUUUCUGAAAGACCAUUCUGAAGAUGCUGUGAAGAUCCAGUCCAUGGUUCGGAUGCAACAAGCUCGUAAAAAAUACAAAGAUCGUCUCAAGUACUUCCAAGAUCACGAGAAUGAUGUGAUAAAGAUCCAGGCCUUCAUUAGAGCCAACAAAGCAAGGGAUGACUACAAAACACUGACCAGUGCUGAGGAUCCUCCGAUGGCAGUGGUGAGGAAGUUCGUCCACCUGCUGGACCACAGUGACCAGGACUUUCAGGAGGAGCUGGAGCUGAUGAGGCUACGUGAGGAGGUGGUCACCAACAUCCGCUCCAACCAGCAGCUGGAGAACGACCUGAACAUGAUGGACAUCAAAAUUGGACUGCUGGUAAAGAACAAGAUCACCCUGCAGGAUGUGGUGUCGCACAGCAAGAAGCUGACUAAGAAGAACAAGGGCCAGUUGUGUGACAUGAUGAUGAUGAACAAGCAGAGGGGAGGCCUGAAGGCUCUCAGCAAGGAGAAGAGGGUGAAACUUGAAGCCUACCAGUACCUGUUUUACUUGUUACAGACCAACCCCACUUAUCUCGCCAAGCUGAUCUUCCAGAUGCCACAAAACAAGUCUACAAAGUUCAUGGACUCUGUAAUCUUCACCCUGUACAACUAUGCCUCUAAUCAGAGAGAGGAGUACCUGCUCCUCAAACUCUUCAAAACGGCUUUGCAGGAGGAGAUCAAGUCAAAAGUGGAUCAGAUGAAGGAGAUUGUUACAGGAAACCCUACAGUAAUCAAGAUGGUGGUAAGCUUCCACCGUGGAGCGCGGGGACAGAACGCUCUGAGGCAGAUCCUGGCACCGGUGGUUAAAGACAUCCUGGAAGACAAAGCGUUAAACAUUAAAACCGACCCAGUGGACAUCUAUAAGAGCUGGGUCAACCAAAUGGAGACACAGACUGGGGAAGCCAGUAAGCUGCCUUACGAUGUGACGCCAGAGCAGGCGAUGGCUCAUGAGGAGGUGAGGACGAGACUGGAAGCCUCCAUCAAGAACAUGAAAACCAUCACUGACAAAUUCCUGUCUGCUAUAUUUGUCUCGGUGGACAAAAUCCCCUAUGGAAUGCGGUUCAUCUCCAAGGUGCUCAAGGACACCCUCCAUGAGAAGUUCCCAGAUGCUACGGAGGAUGAACUGCUCAAGAUUGUGGGGAACCUCUUGUAUUACCGCUACAUGAACCCGGCCAUCGUGGCACCAGAUGCCUUUGACAUCAUAGAGGUGUCAGCAGGUGGACAGCUGACAACUGAGCAGCGGCGAAACCUGGGCUCUGUAGCCAAGAUGCUGCAGCAUGCUGCCUCCAAUAAGAUGUUCCUGGGUGACAACGCCCACCUCAAUCCCAUCAACGAAUAUCUCAGCGCCUCAUAUCAGAAAUUCAGGCGUUUCUUCCUGGCAGCUUGUGAUGUUCCCUCACUGGAAGAUAAGUUCAAUGUGGAUCAGUACUCCGACUUAGUCACCGUUUCCAAACCGGUCAUCUACAUCUCCAUCGGAGAGAUCAUCAACACUCACACACUGCUGCUGGACCAUCAGGAUGCCAUCACUCCAGAACACAAUGACCCGAUCCAUGAGCUGCUGGAGGACCUGGGCGAGGUUCCCACUAUAGAGUCCCUUAUUGGAGAAAAUCCUCUUCCUCCUGGUGACCCCAGCAAAGAGCUGAUGGGAAAAACUGAGGUUUCACUCACACUCACAAACAAGUUUGAUGUGCCCGGUGAGGCCAACAUUGAGGUGGAUGCCAAGACACUGUUGCUCAACACCAAGAGGCUCAUUGUGGAUGUGAUCAGGUUCCAGUGUGGGGACACUCUCACAGAGGUCCUGGACUUAACAGCGAGCCCAGAACAGGAAGCAGAAUACCAGCGUGCCAUGCAGAGAAGGGCCGUCCGAGAUGCCAAGACCCCAGAGAAGAUGAAGCAGGUCAAACCGGUGGUGGACGACAGCCUGACACUGCAGGGGAAGAAGGACAAGAUCAAGAGCAACCUGUCGAGGCUGGCAGAGCUUGGCAAGGUUCACCCCGAUAACCGCUACCAGGACCUCAUCAAUGACAUUGCCAAGGACAUCAGGAAUCAGAGACGGUAUCGCCAGCGUAGGAAAGCUGAGCUGGUGAAGCUUCAGCAGACAAACACCGCUCUGAAUUCUAAGACUGAUUUUUUUAAUAAGCAGAUUGAUCAAUACAAUCAGUAUAUCACGACAUGUAUGGACAACCUGGCCUUUAAGAGCAAGUUGUCAAAGAAAUCAGGUGACAACAAGUCCAAGAAGAGUAAACAGGUCUCACAGAAGUACACUGCCGCUCGCCUCCACGAGAAGGGCAUACUGAUCUCCAUAGAGGAUCUGCAGCGCAACCAGUUCAAGAAUGUUAUUUUUGAGAUUUCACCAUCAGAGGCUGUCGGAGUGUUUGAUGUGAAUGCCAAGUUCAUGGGUGUGCACUUGGAGACAUUACAGUUAAAAUAUCAGGAUCUCCUCCAGCUGCAGUAUGAAGGGGUGGCGGUGAUGAAGCUCUUCGACAGGGCCACCAUCAAUGUCAACCUGCUCAUUUUCCUGCUCAACAAGAAAUUUUAUGGAAAAUAGAGAAUCAGGAAAAAAAGGGAAAGAGACUGAUUAAACCACAAAGCCCUCUUUAAGGGGUUGCUAAGAGCGCUGACCUGCACCAUCCUGGCUUUCCUACACAUUCUCUACUGCACUUCUCUUAUGUGCCUAUGCAAAUUUAUGUGCAUUAUUUUUAUUAUGUGGAUCUCCAUUUGUGCUUUAUUCUCAAUGGAACACUCUAUUGUCCAUCUCGAGCAAGCGAACCACAAAAGCUUGCCAGAGUCUCCUUACUGUCUUUGUAACUGCAUCUACGUCAGAGGUUGAAGAUUUUUUUUUUUUUUUGCUUUAAAUAUGAAUAUCUUGUGCAUGAGCUUUGAUUUAUUCUAAAAUGUAUGUUUUAUGUAAAGAGAUUGUGUUUUAUGUCUUUCUUAGCUGUUAGUUCAUCUGCUCACCUAAACAACAUCAUCAAAAAGAAGGAGCAUACUUUUCAGCAGAGAUGUAGUACACAAGACAGCCUUUUGCAAGUCUUGUCCUGGUCUUGGACUCUACGGCGUUGAAUCCUCUUGGGCAUGUUUUGUGUUUGACUUUUGUGUACAAAUUAGAAAAAAAGAAUGAGUUGGAAGAGGAUUUUUUUUUUUUCACAAGAUUCAACUCUGCUCUCUCUUAAUUUGAACUUGACCCACCUUGACUCAUUCUAAAUGAACACAAAUGCUGAAUUUGAAGCCAACUGAAAGUUGUCAAACAUGGUUUAAAAAACAAGUUGCAGAAACAAAAUAACCAUGCUCAUAUUGAGCAUUUGACAACAUUUUUUUAUAGAUAUAUAUAUAAAAAUUAUAAUAAUAAUAAAAUUUAAUAUUUUUUUGCAUAACUACGACAAAUUUACACCACUCCAAUCCAUUAGUAUUUCUAAUCUUACCUGACGGGUGAGGGUGUUGAGUUUGUCUUGGACUUGACAAAACUGUCCGUACUUACAAGCUUCAUGAUCAGAACUGAAAUGAUGCAUUGAAAUAAACUACUAUCCAACAGUG